UCAGUUAGCAGAUCUCCCAAAGGUAAGUUCAUUAUCUGUUACUAAUGAAAUUGAGUUGUGAAGUAUGGAGAUAGGAGUCUACAAAUUUGUGUUUUGUCUUAAGUUGGUGGGCCAAGCCAUGGUCGACAACCCUUCAUAAGUGACAAAGUGCAAUCUGAUGAUGUGGAAGCAGCAAUUGCAGUUUUGAGACACUCUGCUGAUGAAGACACUAUCCGUGAGAAGAUGAAAACGACCUUCAUUUAUCGCCAAGCAAUGGUCAAUGAUGAAAGCAAAGCAGCAGAUGUCUUCUUGGUCUUUCCACGGUUUCUGGACACACCAGGACUGAUAGAACAAGAUUUCAGACUCCUGUUUGGUGAGGCCACAGCCAACACAUUUUUGGAGAGGUGGCCAACCACUUUCAGAGCAAGAGUCAUAAAAGAAAGCCAUGGACUGGUGCCUACCACAGAGCUCUUGGAUUUAAUGCGCAAUGCUGAGUCAACCGCUGAAGUUGAGAAUGGGUGGGAUAGUGACAUGUCUGCGAUUUUGCUGCUGCUACAUCUGCUACCACCAUCUGCGCAAGGUCGAAAAAGGCCAGGAAAGAUAUCUGCAUCUCAAGCUGUAGAUCACCUCAUCAGAUUUCAAAAGGCUGGAACCAGCGUGCAACAACAUCUGGACAACAUCACCCAAAGCAGUCAGCCCUAUCUUCUUGCGCAGGGAUCCACCAGAAGCAGCAUUCACUCAUACUUCAUUGUGAUCGACAAGCACGCACUUCCAUGCAAGGCAACGGGGUCAGUGGGAGCCUUUGAUGAACUCAUUAAAGCCCAUUACGUCUUUGGUACGUCAUACAGUUCUUCCCUGAGCAGCUUUUUCACUUUUGUGCAAACGACCAUCUACAAUAUUGACAUUGGCGAAACAAAGGAAACUCCCAGGAUUGCAGAGUUGCGAGCAAGAAUGUUGCAUUGAGUGAAUAACUUUUCAGAUCGAACCAUGAGGUGUUUUCUUUGCAAAAGUGACCAUGGAAGUCCAAAGGGCCUU
Messenger RNA from Clupea harengus (Atlantic herring), 1014 nucleotides. RefSeq lists its product as uncharacterized. Bases 223 to 942 code for a protein of 239 amino acids. The record is from RefSeq and is a predicted model, not a curated record. The transcript is spliced from 4 exons. NCBI's taxonomy places the organism in Eukaryota, Metazoa, Chordata, Actinopteri, Clupeiformes, Clupeidae.